GUGGGGGCAGGAGGGAAGGAGGCAAAGAUAAGGUUUAAAUUCAACCAAAGAGACCUACAUGAAAGACAUCCCUCUGCUUCCCAUCCACAUCUUUCUGAAGAUGUUUCAGAUGAGAGUCUUCUUCACCCUUCUGUGCUUCAGCAUUGUCUGGGCAGCAGAACAGGGAAGCACUUUUGAAGAGCAUGGAGGAGGAGUACGUGGUCCUAGAAUAGUGGAGCAUAAAGCCCAAGCUGAUUGCAAGCAAGAAAAGGAAUGGGCAUCAUGCUCUGAUGAAGACUGGGGCAUUAAAUGUCCAUCAGGAUGCAGGAUGCAAGGACUGAUAGAUGAAACAGAUCAGGAAUUUAAUGACAGGAUAGACAAAAUUAAGAAACUCCUCUUAGAUAACCAAAACAGCUAUAAGAAAUCAAAUAUUCUGAAACAGGAGAUCACUACUGUUCUAGAAAGGAAUCUGAUCAGUGAGCAAGAGAUAGAUGACAGCUUUGGGCAAAUUUCUGAUGAUCUGAGAAGAAGACUUGUAACACUGAAACAGAGAGUGACUGAUCAGGUAAACAGGAUUAAAGUCCUGCAGAACACCAUCAGGAGUCAAGUUGGGGAGCUGAAGCGUUUAGAGGUGGACGUUGAUAUUAAGAUCCGGGCUUGCAAAGGAUCUUGUGCACGAGUGUACAACUACCAAGUGGACACAGAAAGUUAUGACAACAUACAGAAGCAGCUUAUACAGGCCAGUUCCAUCAAUCUGCAACCAGCAUUUGAAGCAAGACCCAUGAGUGUACUGAAAAUGAGACCACUGAAGGAGUCUACUGUUCCUAGCCAUUUCAAAACCGCUCCGCUGACUGAACAAGAAGCGAACAUACUCAGUCAUAUAAAGCUAGUUGAAGCAGUCUUGGAAAAUUCAGAGGCAGAGUCCAGAGGACCUUCCGUGGCCACCAAGUUUGUUGUGCCUGGAGCAGAGACAAGUCGGUAUCCCCACACUGCUGUCACUACUACAGGAGGUGGUUCUGACAUGAAAGUUAGACCUGCUACGACUGCCCAUGCCACACAGACAUGCCUCAGAACCCACACCACAAGAAUAAUUCAGGGCCCUCAAGGUAUCAAAGAAGAGGUUAUUGAAGAGUUUAAAACUCCUGACGGUUCAGACUGUUCUCACUUGAAAGGACUGGUCAAGGAAACUGGAGGCACAUACCAUAUCAAAGUCAGCUCAAGUGGUGGUGGUGGAAGUGGCUUGCCUGACUUUUCUUCCCUAGAUCCAGAGAUAAGAGAUUUUUUUAGCCUAGAUGCUGGCAGCAGACUGUCAGAAACUGCAAGCCACCUGCCAACACCUGAAAGGCCAGACUCUUUCUCUGACCUACAUGAGGAAGAUUAUGAUGACUUCUCAAGAAUUGACCACGCCUCUCAUGGACUUCCAUCUAAAACGAGUGGUGCCACUUCAACCCAUUCCAAGACAGUUGUGUCCAGCAGUAGCAGUGCUACUGGCUUCAAUAAAGGGGGCUCUACUUUUGAAACCAAGUCACUAAAACUCCCAGCCUCAUUUCGGGAGGUAGAAGGGGUGCAACAUGACGAGAGUGGAGAGGAUAAUCCUGAUUUUCGAGCACGGAGCUUGAACACAGGAGGAGAGAAGCAGGGGGAAAGCUACACCGGGCCAGACUGUGAGGAUAUCCACCAAAAACACACUUCUGGUGCCCAAAGUGGCAUUUUCAGAAUCAAGCCAGCAGGAUCCGCUAAGGUUUUUUCAGUAUAUUGCGACCAAGAGACCACUUUGGGAGGAUGGCUUCUGAUCCAACAGAGAUUGGAUGGGUCAUUGAAUUUUAACCGGACCUGGGAAGACUACAAGAAAGGUUUCGGCAACGUGGAUGGCAAAGGGCAAGGAGAGUUCUGGUUGGGCAAUGAAAACCUCUACCUAUUGACCCAGAAGGACACAGUCCUCCGGGUUGAAGUAGAGGACUGGGAUGGCAAUGAAGCUUAUGCAGAAUAUAAUAUACACAUAGGCUCUGAAUCUGAAAGUUAUAGGCUCAGUGUGUCUGAUUAUGAGGGGACAGCUGGGGAUGCUCUAAUCAAAGGCUCAGAGGAAGAAGGCAGUGAAUACACUGCUCACACAAACAUGAAAUUCAGUACUUUUGACAGAGACAGUGAUCAGUGGGAGGAGAACUGUGCUGAGGUAUAUGGUGGUGGCUGGUGGUACAAUAAUUGCCAAGCUGCUAACCUCAAUGGGAUUUACUACCCAGGAGGUCAAUAUGAUCCAAGGAAUAAUGUUCCCUAUGAAAUUGAAAAUGGGGUGGUUUGGGUAACCUUCAAACCCUCCGACUACUCUCUUAAAGUUGUUAGGAUGAAAAUCCGCCCAUUAGCAGCAGACUAGAUGUCGGGGAAGAGGGCAAUGUCACAAACUAUAUAUACCUCAAAAUUAUCUGUUUGUCUCUCUCUGUGUGUGCAUGAUUUUUUUAUUCCAAAGCAACUGAAUUAAAUGCAACUAAGAGACCUUUGCUUAUUAAAAUAAACAGCUUCACUCUCAAA
This is a messenger RNA of Sceloporus undulatus (fence lizard), 2505 nucleotides long. It is a transcript of the gene FGA, whose product is annotated as fibrinogen alpha chain. Gene Ontology annotation, molecular function: signaling receptor binding. Gene Ontology annotation, cellular component: fibrinogen complex. NCBI's taxonomy places the organism in Eukaryota, Metazoa, Chordata, Lepidosauria, Squamata, Phrynosomatidae. The transcript has 6 exons. The record is from RefSeq and is a predicted model, not a curated record. Gene Ontology annotation, biological process: protein polymerization; blood coagulation; platelet activation. Bases 59 to 2350 code for a protein of 763 amino acids.